Messenger RNA from Cuscuta epithymum, 1699 nucleotides. Lineage: Eukaryota; Viridiplantae; Streptophyta; Magnoliopsida; Solanales; Convolvulaceae. The record is from the annotation of a GenBank genome assembly.
AUGAUGGCAAACUAGUGAUUCUAUAUAUUAAUCUUCCUUAAUAAUAGUGGAUCAUACUAUACUUAAUCAUCCUCAAGCAUCAAAGAAUAUGGCAGCUUGGUGGUCAUGUAUAGCCAUAAUAUUCACAGCAACUUUAUACACGUCCUUUACAAGAGUGGAGUCCUCCCAUGGCGAUCAGAUCAGCAGCUUGCCGGGGCAACCAGCUAACGUCACUUUCCGGCAAUACUCCGGCUACGUUAAAGUUGACCAGCAUAGGGCUCUUUUCUACUACUUUGUCGAGGCCGAAACUCACCCAGAUUCUAAGCCACUUGUUCUCUGGCUAAAUGGUGGUCCUGGGUGCUCAUCUGUUGGAGUUGGAGCUUUCGGGGAGCAUGGCCCUUUCCGACCGCGAGGGAGUGUCUUGAUCAAAAAUCCCCACAAUUGGAACAAAGAGGCAAACAUGUUGUAUUUGGAAUCCCCUGCAGGAGUUGGGUUCUCAUAUUCUCUCAAUCAAUCCUACUAUACUUACGUGAAUGAUGAGAUGACAGCAAGAGACAAUCUAAUAUUUCUGAAAAGAUGGUUCCACAAGUUCCAAAACUACCGGGGACGAGAAUUUUUCAUUACUGGAGAAAGUUAUGCAGGGCAUUAUGUUCCACAACUUGCGCAGCUCAUCAUACAAUCAAAGGCAAACAUUAAUCUUAAGGGAAUAGCAAUUGGAAACCCUCUUUUGGAGUUCAACACAGAUUUCAAUGCCGUGGGAGAGUAUUGUUGGUCACAUGGAUUAAUAUCAGAUUAUACUUAUGGACUUCUCAAUAAGGUCUGUAACACAUCUAUAAUGCGAAGGCAAUUUGAUGAUACUGGAAACCUUACGCCUCAUUGCCAUCAAGUAAAUGAUCAAGUGAAUGCUGAAAUUGGAAACUAUAUUGAUGUUUAUGAUGUGACCGAAGAUGUCUGUAUUUUCCCACAAUCAAAGAAGAUUACUACAUUGAAAAAAGACGUAUGCAUAGAGGAAGAAACCAUUGCAUAUUUUGGUCGAAAAGACGUGCAAAAAUCUUUACAUGCACGUGUUCAUGGAGUGAAUGGUUGGUCCACGUGCAGCGAUAUCCUAAUCUAUGACAUGCGCAAUUUGGAGGUUCCUACCAUUAACAUUCUAGGUUCCCUUGUCAAGUCUGGGGUUCGCGUAUUGGUUUACAGUGGAGAUCAAGAUUCAGUUAUCCCAUUUACGGGAACUCGGAAAUUGGUUUAUAAAUUGGCAAAGUUUAUUGGAUUGAACACAUCUAUGCCAUACCGCCCUUGGUUUGAGGGAGAACAGGUUGGUGGAUGGACACAAAGGUAUGGAGAGUUGCUUUCCUUUGCAACAAUAAGAGGUGCUGGUCAUGAAGCUCCAUUUUCACAGCCUGAGAGGUCACUUGUCCUGUUUCAUUCAUUUCUCGCUGGAAAAUCAUUUCCUGUUUUCAACACAAGUAGUGGAAGAGCAUUGCAAAGUAGAAGCACAUCAACAAGAUUUGUUGGAAAACUAAAUGAUUUGCAUUAAUAAUGUACGUACUACGUAUGAUCUUUCAUUGUUGGUCACACUUUGAGAUGGUUGAUCAAAGUAUAUACUUCAUAGCUAGGUAGAAAAAAAUCAUUUUAAUGCUUUUAUUGGAAGUUUGUCCAAUACUGUAAUUAUCAUGAACCACUGCUUUCAUGUUAGUUUUUCAUUUUACAUUUUCAUUGGAUG